AUGAUUGCGUCUCUCACAAUGGUACGGAGGCGAUCGGCCCCCAAUGGUGGCAAUGAUGCCGACCAAAAUAACUCUCCCCGACCGACCAGAAAUAUUACUGGACCUCAAUCGGCCUUGACAGACUUCUUAGCUUCACAUAACAUUUCAGCAAGACAGAUCCGUGACGAAGCCGACGCUCGUCGUCAAGCUGUAGUUGAUCAGGCCCGUGCAAAUGGAGAUUCCUCCACAGUAGCCGAGUCGAGCGCCACGGCAAGUCGACGUGCGCCUGGUGGCACAAAAACCACCCAGAAGCAAAGGGAAGAGCAAAAAGCCAUCGAAAAAAUCAAGGCCAGCAAAGCAUUCAAGAAACGCAAGAAGAAUGCAGAUGGUGACGAAGACGAAGACGACAUUGCGCGCGCAAUCUUUGAGCAAACCCUGGCGCCCUUACCUGGUCAAAUGGACAACUGCGAGAUUUGCGACAAGCGCUUUACUGUUACACCAUACUCUGUCGCCGGGCCAAAUGGCGGUCUUCUGUGUGCACCUUGUGGGCGAGAAAUAGCCAAAGAGCGAGAGGGUCAAAAACCGAAAAAGAAGCCUCGAAAGCAAGCGGGCGGAAUCGGUGUUCGCCGAACCACGCAAAGCCGAAUUCUCGACGGCGAUGUGGGAACCAAGAGCCUGGCCACACUCUGUGUCCAAACACUUGCAAAGAAUGUGGACUUGGCCGAGAGUUUGGGUGACUUACCUGAGCAUCUUGUCGACAAAAUCGGGCGAAUCUUCUCCAAGCGCCGACUGCUCAAGCCAGAGACUCUCCCGCUUUUCAUCCAGCCCAAUACCGAGAUUCUGCACAUCUACGAUGGUGCUAGGCUUGGCGACAACGAUCUAAUCAGCAUAUUCCAAGUAGCCACAAAAUUGCGCCACUUCAAGGUGCGGUGUGCAAUUCAAUUCAAGGACGAAGUCAUGGACUACCUGCUCUCGCGAGAUACCUGCCUGGAAACAUUUUAUCUCCAUGGUGCAAAUCUGCUGAGCGAAGCGAAAUGGCACGAAUUUCUCGCGGCAAAGGGUGCCAAUCUGCGACGGCUACAGGUGUACUACACGGACCUGCACUUUGGAGACGACACAAUCGUUGAGCUGCGGAAGCACUGCCCGCAACUGCAACGGCUCAAGGUCGAAAACAAUCAGAAGCUUACGAGUGAAGGUGUCAAAGCCAUUGGAGCGCUCACCUCUCUCGAACAUGUCGGUCUUCAAGUUCACCACAAAAUUACGUCAGAAUCAUUGACCGAAUGUAUUGCUGGCAUUGGAGAAAACUUGCAGACUCUGUCGUUGAAGAUCUUCCCAGAUGCUAGCGACGACGUGCUGGAGGCGAUUCAUAACCACUGCAGAGCCCUCACUAAGCUGCGAAUUACCGAUAGCGAAGUCAUGACGGAUGCCGGUUUUGCGAAACUGUUUACGGAGUGGGACAAUCCCGAGGUGCCCUUCAUUGACCUGCAAAAGUGUCGUCAGGUCGACGCUGCCCACCCACGGGAGAAUCCCAAGAAUCUAGGCCUUUGCAGCGAAGGAUUCAAGGCGCUCAUGGCACACUCGGGGCCCAAACUGAGGCAUCUCAAUAUCCAUGCCUGUCGACACAUUUCGCGCGAGGCGUUUGAGGAAGUCUUCAGCGAAAGCGCAACGUAUCCAGAGCUGCGCUCAUUGGAGAUUAGCUUCUGUGAGGAGGUGACGGAUUUUAUUUUGGGCAGUAUAUUCCGAGCCUGCCCGAAGAUCAAGGAGGUGAACGUGUUUGGAUGCAUGAAGGUCAAGGACAUCUUGGUCCCGCGAGGUGUUAUUCUGGUCGGUGUGCCCAACGCACAGGGCAUGAUGACCGAGGGCACACAUUGA
Molecule: messenger RNA, 1851 nt
Organism: Akanthomyces muscarius
Lineage: Eukaryota; Fungi; Ascomycota; Sordariomycetes; Hypocreales; Cordycipitaceae
Exons: 5
Coding region: 1-1851 (616 amino acids)
Biological process (GO): SCF-dependent proteasomal ubiquitin-dependent protein catabolic process
Cellular component (GO): SCF ubiquitin ligase complex
Source: RefSeq, a predicted model, not a curated record